GCCCUUUAACCUACAUAGGCCAAACAGGACGUACCUUUAAACAAAGACACAAAGAACACAUAACAGCUAUCAAACAUAAUAAGGAUUACUCAGCUUAUGCAAAACAUAUAUUAAACACAGGGCAUACAUAUGGGGGAAUCGAACAAACAUUGGAUAUUAUAAAAAUCGUGCAAAAUAGACGACAUAGAGAAACUAUAGAAAAAUACUAUAUACAACGUACACACAAACAAAAUAUUGCGCUAAACGACAACAACCCAUAUUUAAAUAAUCCUAUAUUUAACACAAUCCAGGUUAUUGACCCAACCCCCUAACACCAUUUCUACCUAUAUAUACGACCCACAUCAGUACACCAAACCAGUCUAUAAACUGACAUUCACCUGAUCAGACCUGACCAGCCGAGGACACACGACACAUCAAACUCCUGUUGUUUAAAAGCCUAGAAACCAAAGCACAGAACCACAGCUGAACCGUGAGCAUGCUGGUCUCCACGCUGAUCGUGUUCCUGGCCAGUGCGAUCUUACUGUGGACUUUCUUCAGAAAAAAGAAUUAUAGGUUGAUGAAGUUAGCAGAGAAGGUGCCAGGACCAAAACCACUGCCAUUUAUAGGAAAUGUGCUUGAGUUAGGCACAGGUCCUAAAGAUUUGCAUCUAAAUAUAAUACGCCUAGCAGAUAAAUACGGUGCAAUUUAUCGCUUCUGGCUGGGAUCUGAACUCUACAUUGUACUGCAAAAUUCAGAUUAUAUACAGAUCAUUCUGUCGGAUGCCAAAAAUGUUGAUAAAUCUUCAGUAUAUGACGUCCUGAAACCCUGGCUUGGCACAGGGCUUAUUACGAGCACAGGUGAAAAAUGGAAAGCAAGCCGGAGGCUAAUCACACCCACAUUCCAUUUCCAAAUCCUGAACAACUUUGUGGAAGUGUUCAACAAAAAUGCAAGCAUUUUUGUGGAAAAGCUGGCUCACCACGUGGGUGGUUCUGAAUUUGAUAUCUACCCAUAUAUAACACUGUGCGCUUUGGAUUCCAUAUGUGAGACCUCAAUGGGAGUUAGUAUUGAAGCACAGAGGAACAGCAGAUCCAAGUACGUGCAGGCAAUUAAAAGCAUGUGUGAUAUUUUGGUGGCUCGUGUUUUCAACCUACUGCUUUACCCGGACAUUCUGUUUCGCUUAAGCUCUACUGGGAGACAGCAUGACAGGGAUCUAGUUACCCUACAUGGCAUGACCAAUAAAGUGAUAAAGACACAAAGACAGAAGAAUCUUCAGGAAUCAGCAGUAGCUGAUGAAGUUAGCAAUGACACAGGAGAGAAGAAGCGUGUUCCACUCCUGGAGCUGCUAAUCCAGUCACAGGAUGGUGCUAAAAUGUCAGAUGAUGAAAUAAGACAGGAAGUCGAUACUAUCAUGUUUGCGGGACAUGACACAACAGCAUCAGCAAUGAGUUUCAUUUGCUGGGCUCUGGCAAAACACCAACAUGUUCAAGAGAGAGUAAUGGCAGAACUAAAGGAGAUAUUUGGUGACUCUGGUCACUCUCCAACUUUACAUGACCUACAGAACAUGAACUACUUAGAGCAGGUCAUCAAAGAAACACUCAGACUUUUCCCUACUGUUCCUAUUAUUGGGAGAAAAAUCAAUGAGGACCUCAAUAUCGGGGACUACGUCUUGCCUGCAGGAGCUAAUAUAUUCAUCAUAACUUACACUUUGCAUAGGGAUCCAAAAUACUUCCCAAAUCCAGAGAAGUUUGAUCCAGAUCGUUUCUCAGCAGAACACAUCCAGGGCAGACCCCCAUAUUGCUACAUUCCUUUUGCAGCAGGCUCUAGGAACUGUAUAGGCCAGAAAUAUGCAAUGCUGAUGUUAAAAUCAUCAUUGUCAACUCUACUGAGAAAUUACAAACUACUGGUUGGUGUUACACCUCUAGACCUGGCUAAUGAAAUUAUACUUAAAUCACUGUCUGGAAUCUACAUCAAACUUGAGAGGCGAUGAAGAUCUGACAGACAGAAACAAUGCAGGGGAAAAAAUAGUUAUGAUAAUCAAAAUAGACUGCUAUAAAAUAAGCAUUGCAGACGUAAGUUUGCGUCACACAAACUUGUAGCCUUCUAGAUCUUCUCCUGACAUUGCAGGAGGCAUUAUUAUCUCCUGACCCCGUUUCCCUUGUGCCUUUAACACUCCCAGAACUAGGAUGUCAACAUUUGGAGCAAACUCCAUCACAACCCCAGGUCUUAUUGUAAAGGUCACCUGUUGGACAGAACAGCAUAUUUUCGGUGGAUACAAAACUUGUCCAAUGUUAUUAUCAAUUAGAUUAUCUUGGUGCCUGGCAUAUCUGAAUCACAGUCUCUCAAGAUGUCUACAUUCUUUUCUUUCUUUUCUCACAUCAAUUAACAACGCUAUUUUGACUGAUAAGGUUCAGUACUUUUAUUUCAAAUACAGCGAGUUUCUAAUUUAAAAUAAGUGACCCAGAAAUUCAUAAACACAAUGCCACUGUAAAAAAAAUAUAAUAAUCAUAUAAACACAAUAAAAACAGAGAGAGGGAAAGCUGUAGGACAAUGGAGUAUACAUUUUGUAAAUCUAUUGCUUA
Messenger RNA from Zootermopsis nevadensis, 2558 nucleotides. Lineage: Eukaryota; Metazoa; Arthropoda; Insecta; Blattodea; Termopsidae. The record is from RefSeq and is a predicted model, not a curated record.